AUGAAGCGGUUGGGCUGCGUGAUUGGCGUGAAAGAGAACGAAGGAAAAGAGACGCAGCCAGUCGAUGACAAUGUGGCGGUGAAGCGUGGCGCAGAUUCUCGUAUUAUAUGCAAGAACAGCCACAGCAAUUUGAUAUUCGAUUCUGUUGAUGAUGCAAAGCUGCAGAAUUGUUCUAUACAGAAUCUUUCUCUGGCUUCCAGAGGAUGGCUCUUUGCUCGCUCCUUUGCUUCCCCUCUAUUCUGGGGACGGGUGCGAGACAGAGCUAUCGGGCGAGUUUACCUAACUGCGGCCAGCAGCCAGCCGUCCAUGACUAUCAAGACUCGAAUAUCCAUCGCUAUCUUCUUCAUGGCGUAG
This is a messenger RNA of Trichophyton benhamiae CBS 112371, 354 nucleotides long. RefSeq lists its product as uncharacterized. The coding region runs from base 1 to 354 and encodes 117 amino acids. The transcript has 2 exons. NCBI's taxonomy places the organism in Eukaryota, Fungi, Ascomycota, Eurotiomycetes, Onygenales, Arthrodermataceae. The record is from RefSeq and is a predicted model, not a curated record.